UUAGGGCUCUUGGUUGAGGGGAGUUAUAUCAGGGCUUCCAGGAUGAUGACGAGGACGCCAGCGGCGAAGCGGCCGCGAGUUCUAGAGCUGCUGGAGCGCGAGAUCGAAGUGGCGCACUCGCCGGCAGCAAGGAAUCCUGUGCUCGAUGAUGGAAUGGCGGCUAUGGUGCCGUAUGAUCAGCGAAAUCUUGAGCUCGCCGGUUCCUAUCCAGAGGACGAUGAUGCCGGCGAUCACGAUCGCGACUGGGAUUCGAUGCGCUGCAGCUAUAAAUGCCGAAAUAUGGUGAAAUCGGAGCUACUCGAGACGCUGGAUCGCAGAGAAAAGCAAGUUGUAGAGUACGAAGCGGCAUUUAAACAGCUAAAAGCUCGCGAAAGCGAGAACCAAAGCCUGAUUGCGCGCGUGAAGUCACUAGAACAAAGUUUGGCAGCUGCUACGUGCAGAGAAGAAGCUCUACGUACGCAGCGAGCUGAGGAGGUGACUGUGGGAGAAGAACGAUUUCGCAAGCACCUACUUCGUUGCAACGAAAUCCAGGAAAAGUUGAUGGCAGAGAUUCGAUCAAAGUCCGAGGCCGAGACAAGAGCUAAGGAAGCGGAAAACGAAAUCUCGUCACUCAAAAACGAGCUUGCAAGCUUGCGUGACAGCUCUGCUAAAGAAAUUCGUCGUCUGGAAAGGGAUAUACAAGGGAUGGAAGAGAACAACGAGUUUUGCAUGUCUAAAAUGAAUGCUGAGAAUGAUGCAUGUAGACGGGAGACCGAGUGCGUAUCAGAGGAGCUUUCGUAUUUGCGCGUGCAACAUGGAGAGCUUGAAGAGAAACUUAACAAUAUACUGCAGGAAAAAAUGAACCUUGAAAGAGAGCUCGCUACCGCGUCAAGUAAGCUUUCCAAUACACGUAUGACGGACAGUCAAGAGGCGGAGGCAGUAAUCAACAGUCUGCGAGAGGAAUUAAAACAUCAGUCUGCUGAAAUUUCAGAGGCGAAGAAGCUGAAGGCAAAUUACGUGAAGCAGCAGGCAGUGGAAGAACAACUUGAUACUCUAAGAAAGCGCGCAGAACAAGCAGAAGCCAAGCUGGUAGACUAUGCUGACGUGAAGCUCCGUAUAUCCGCUUUGGAAUGUGAUCUGAAUGCUUGGGACGAUGUCCUCAAAACCAUCCCAGGAAACGUCUCUCGAGAUCAGAUCCCCGAGAAGCUAGUUAGCUUGCAGAGGGAGUUGCUGGUCAGACUAUCUGAAAAUGGAGGGCUUAAAGCUAAAGUUGAGGAGUUACAAGUCGCACUGGCGCGGACUCUGAUGGAAAAACAAGAAUCGGAGUCUGCUGCUGCAUCAGCACGUCAACAUGCAGAAGGAGCUCGAGGAAGAAUCUCUCGCCUGGAACGCCAGGUUGUUUCUUUGACACGAGAAAGAGACGGAGUAAAAGCCAUCCUUGCUUCAUAUGAUGAAGAGGAAUCGUUCCUUUUGCAACAACAUAAGGCAGCUUCGUCUACAUCUGUACUUGCGACUCCUGAGAAGUCUAAGCAGCGGCGAAUUGAGGAGCUGGAGAGUCUCUUAGCUAGCUCGCAGGAGACGAUCAAGGUCAUAGAGAAGGAAUUAGAAGAAAGCAUUGGAACGUCAAAGGAGCGUCAAAUCGCUGCCGAUGGACUCUCAGCCGAUCUUGAAGCUGCACGCUCUAAAAUUUCAUCUUUGGAACGCGAAUCGCUGCAAUUACGGCAAGAAAUUGGAACCCUUGAAGGAAAGCUUGCUUGCGGUGAGUUUGAUCCUUCCAAGACCAAAGUCUUGAAGCUGCGAACAAGCUUGGACACUACAGAAACGUCUCACCCGGUUGUCACUUCUAUACCUGUUGAGAGUGCCACGCACGAGCAAAUUGCAUCUAUUCUUGAAAGCAAGGACAAGAUUGCUAUGCUGACGGGCAAAGUGGGCGCACUAGAGCAGGAGAUUUCUACGUUAAAAAAACGUGAAAACAGAUACAUGCAAGUGUUUGCCGAAAAGGCUUUUACUUUUAGGACGGCAUGUGGUUUGAUCUUUGGUUACGAGAUAUUGAUGAACGAGAAGCCCGAUUCCGCAGUUACGUUUUUCAAGCUCCGUUCGGUUUACUCAAGAGAUAAGGAGUACGAAACACUUGAGUUUCAGUAUACAGCAAAUGGACAUGCAGUUGGACGCAUCGAUAUGCUGGCAAAUGAUUAUACAACUUCGCCUGAAAUCGACCGUCAGGUGACGACAUUUUUGCAAGGCUUCAAAUCGAUACCUGCUUUUAUAGCCAACUUGACACUCGAGCUGUUCAACAAGGGGACCAUUGGCUGAGGGAAGCACAAGGCUACAAACUCCGCCGAGUGUCUCUUGUACGCAUGGAGUAGAUGUUAGCGAGUAACAACAUGGGCACCGCGCCGGAGAUCACUGUGACUUCGGCAGGCACCGAGGAAGCACUUCCAGUCGACAGAACCCGUGAGGGACGGCAUUGUUAGCAUGAGCUCCCGUGCCUCGUUGAGGUGCCCGGCUCUAGCCAGCAGAUCGACCAUGCAAGUGUAGUGCUGCUUCGAUGGUUGCAGCUGGAAAUCCAUGCUCAUCGACACAAAAUGGGACCUGGCAGUGUAGAGGUCUCCGUCGUGGCUGGAGGCUAUCAGGAUAGAGAGAAAGCGAGUCUGAUCCGGUUGAAGAUGGCCUUGGCCUCGUCGACGUGCCCGUUCUGAGCGUACGUUACGUAGCAUCGAGUUCCAGGAGACAGUCGUGCUGUGGCAUCUCGCGAAAGAGGUGAAGGCUCGGAUGACAUGCCCGUUCUGGGUGUAAGCAGCGAGCAUCGAUUUUCACAUAAUGUCGUGUCUCUGAGAGAUCAUCGACGUUGUGCUCCGGCAUCUCGUCGAAGAUUCGUUUGGAUUCUUCGAGAUGCCCGCCUUGGGCAUAUGUUGUGAGCAAGUUGGUCCAAGAGACUACGUGUCGGUGUGGCAUGGUAUCGAAAAGAUAUUUUAGGUA
This is a messenger RNA of Selaginella moellendorffii, 2958 nucleotides long. RefSeq names its product mitotic spindle checkpoint protein MAD1-like. Gene Ontology annotation, biological process: attachment of mitotic spindle microtubules to kinetochore; mitotic spindle assembly checkpoint signaling. Gene Ontology annotation, cellular component: mitotic spindle; kinetochore; nuclear envelope. The record is from RefSeq and is a predicted model, not a curated record. The transcript is spliced from 18 exons. Bases 43 to 2292 code for a protein of 749 amino acids. Lineage: Eukaryota; Viridiplantae; Streptophyta; Lycopodiopsida; Selaginellales; Selaginellaceae.